Rotaria sp. Silwood2 is the source of this 321-nucleotide messenger RNA. The record is from the annotation of a GenBank genome assembly. NCBI's taxonomy places the organism in Eukaryota, Metazoa, Rotifera, Eurotatoria, Philodinida, Philodinidae.
AUGGAUCCAAUUGAUUUAUCCCCUCUGUCAUUCAUUAUUGAUAACACAUGUUUGACUGGUUUUGCUGAAUAUCAUGGUUGUUCAUCUGUUCCUUGUAAAUCUCAACUAUAUCGACAUCAUCCUAAAGUUCAUUUAUUUUUUUCUGGUUUAUCUAUUUUACCGAUUAAUGUUGAAGCUAAUAUACGUUAUCUUGAACAAUAUAAUAAACAUCAAUUAAUUAUUAAAACUGCCUUUUUUUUAUUAUAUCGUUCAUUGAAAUCAAUCACUAUUUUUCAUCCAUUUACUCUCGAUCCAGUGCGUUCUGAACAAUUUUUAAUUUAA